Messenger RNA from Caenorhabditis auriculariae, 3848 nucleotides. NCBI's taxonomy places the organism in Eukaryota, Metazoa, Nematoda, Chromadorea, Rhabditida, Rhabditidae. The record is from the annotation of a GenBank genome assembly.
AUGAACCAUAUUUCAUUCUUCGCUUUAGCUUUGACGAUUAUCUUUUCAAUCUGUUUUGCUGACCUACUUCAAUCUGGAGAUUUGCUCAGAGGUUUGGGUUUUUGGGUAUUCAAGAAAGUUCUGAAUCGUCAAUCUAACUCUAGAACUUUAUCUAAGAGUUCUUCAUGAGAAAUCAAGAAUUUUCCAGCCCUGGGCCUGUCGAUGCCAGCGGCGCUGCCGACGUCGCUGGACCUGACGCCGUGCAACAGUCAGACGCGGUGCAACGGCAAGGGAUUCUGCCUCGGGACGGCCAAACAGUCGACCUGCCUCUGCUUCUUGGGCCGGCAGGGCGACAGUUGCGAGAAGGAGUCUGAAGGUGGGAAACAUGUUAAGAAACUCUCCCUGAAAGCCUUGAGGUGAAAUCGAUUCCUUUUUUUUAGUCAAGCACUUUUCCAUUAGUAUUAGGCUGCCUGAAGGGGCUACAUGUUGAAGAAUAAGCUUUAAAUGUGUUACUUCAAAAUUUUUGAAAACCUUGAUUCUUUUUCAUUAAUUUCAUGAAUCUCAAUAAUCCGGUAGGAAUUUUGAAUAAGGAUAAGUUCACUAGAUCCAUUUUUCACGCUGAUUCCGAUUCCGGGAUCAUAAAUUGCUGACAAAGAUCUUCGAAAAGAGUUAUAGCCGAUAAAAGUCAAGAAAAAUUGUUUAGAAAAGCAGAGUAGCUCUCUUGAGAACUUAGAAAAAAUCAGCCCUUGGCUCAAAGUUUCCAGAAAAAAAAGUAAAAUAUUUCUCAAUCUCCAUGAUUUUUUCACAUACUUCACGACAAUUUCGAAGACCAGAAUUGAAAUCAGCGUUAAAAAUUUAUCUAAUACCCUUAAUCUUCUCAAAAAGUCCCAUUAUUAAUACGAUUAGUAUAGCUGAUUCUCAUUGAAAAAAGGGUCCUGACACGAUUUUAAAAGAAGAGAUAGAGCCUAUUUCUACAGAACCCAGACAGGCCACGCCCCCUCAGCGUCCCAAGCUAACCGGGAAUCGGCUAUAGUACGACUUCUCGAGUCUUUUUUCACUAAUUUUCAAAACCCUACGGAAAAAUAAUAUGAUCUCAAAUCAACAUUCAGGCUUCUGGUCGGACCCGUUCGGCUUUUUCGACAGCGAACAGAGCAAUCCGUUGGCCCUGCCGAACUUGCUCGAUUCCGAACUAAUGUGCACCGCUGAGGAUUGUACCAGCGGCGGAGUGUGUAUUGGAACGAAAACUGCGCCGAUUUGCCUCUGCUACCCUGGAAAAAUGGGACUUCGUUGUGAAUCCGAUGUCACUAGCUUGUGUGAGUUUAAAAAGGGAAAAAAAUCUGAAGAAAGGCAUUAUUCAAGAGAAAUCAACGUAUUGUAUGUCUCUGAAAGAGGUAGAAGAUUUGAAAGAGUGCCAAAAAUUUAAUAUGAGCUUCAAAAGGCCGAAGAAAAUAUUGGUAUGACCAAAAAACUUUAAAAUAUAUAUGAUUGGGAAAAAUAAUUGAAUUUUUUUCCGAGUUAAAAAAAGUAGCAAAUUUACGACGAAAAAGCCGUUUGAGAUGUCGAAUUUUAGAAAAAAAUUCAAAAAAAGCUUCCAAAUUAAUGAAAAUCAUUUUUUUUCAAAGUGAUUCACUUUAUCGCUCCUAAAAAAACUAUGCAUUAUUUUCAAGGGGAAGAUUUUUACAAAUUUUUUGAAAAUCAAACGUUUUCCAUAACUUAUAUAGUUCUGAGACACUCAUCAAACGAUCAAGACUUUUUUUGUUAAAUUUUUUUAAAAAAAUAAGAUUCUUAGGGUCUUUGAAAGACGGCCGGUCUUAAAACUGUAGUUUAGAAAGGCUUUUCGAUUAUAAAAUGGAAACUAGUGUUCUUUUUGAUGUGACCUAGCUUGUUACCUCGAAAGAGAGGUUCUAAAAAUAUUGCAAAAAGGGAAAAAAGUAAAAAAACUUUUCUGAUUCCGAAACAGACGGAGCUAUAUUGACUUGUACUUGUACGAAAGUGACUAAUUAAUUUAUUUUUCCUCUGACUUUUGAUUUUUUUUUUCCAGUGAACAUCGAUCCGGGCGCUCCGCUGACAAUGUGCAGCCCGAGCGACUGUAACAACAAAGGCGUCUGCAUGGGGACGAAGAACAGCUUCGUCUGCGCCUGUCAGCUCGGCUACACCGGGCCCAACUGCGAGAAUAGUCAGUUCUUAUUAUAGUCAGUUUAGAUUUUGAAUGUCAAGUGCAAUGACGUCAAUUAAAAACACUCUGUGGAUGGCUCGCUCUCUGAUUGGUUUAUCGCGCCAAGUUUGCUCCAUGGCUAAAUAUCUACUUCAAGAACCUCAGACCUUGGUAACGCGAAUCGGACGUGACCAAGGCAUUUCUAGUGACCACUUUAGUAGCUUCAGAACUCUCAAGUGAUCCCUAGAAAAGGUCAGGAACGUCCGGAGCGCGUCUGGUUUUCGUUAUCGAGGUCCGCAUACAAAAAAUCACCCAUGAAUAUCGUGGUCAGGAAAAUAUUCUUACUUGAAAAUUUAUGAGUCUUUCUAUCUUUGCUACACCCCGUUGAUAAUAAUAUAGCCUUUUCUCUUUUAUUUCUCGAUAAUUUCCGUUCAUUUUAGCCCCCUUCCAACUCUGCGACAGUCGGGACUGCAGCUCCAACGGACUUUGCAUCGGAACGCGGGAUUCUUUCAAGUGCGCCUGCUACUUGGGCUAUUCCGGAGAUCGCUGCGAGACCAGUUAGUCUCCAUCUUUAUCUCUAGGGAAAAAAACUAAUUUCGAAGCAGAAAGAUAACGAAAAAGUUAAUUUUAGCUCCUUCCGUGUUUGGAGGGUGGCGGAGCACCGCAAUUUCUUCACUUUCAAACUCAAAAUCAUCGGAAGGCGAUGAUGGUUGGUCCGUAGAACCUUAGGUGAACCUCCUAAGUGGAGUUAGUGUUUUCUGAGGUCCUUAAGGUAUCACUGUAGAAGUUAGAGGAAGUGAAGACGCUAUUUUGAUCUAUUCAAUUCUGUUGAAAACCUUUUAGUUCAGUCACUGUCUCUAUGAUAGAAGUUUUGGUCUUAUUGGGAAGCCUACAGUAACCUGAAAUCCGAGAAGACACGUUUUAGAUCUAACUGUUCUAACAUCAAGCCAUUCCAAAUGCGGCUCUUCGAAUAAAUAUCUUCUUAUCUUUUUCAAGACCUACUAUCCCCACUGCAUCGUAACGCCUUUCACGCCCUACAGUAACCUAAAACCUACAGUAACCUGAAAUUCGAGUAGGCACGCCUUAGAUCUAACUGUUCUAACAUCAAGUCAUUCCAAGUGCGGCUCUUCGAAUAAAUAUCUUCUUAUCUUUUUCAAGACCUACUAUCCCCACUGCAUCGUAACGCCUUUCACGCCCUACAGUAAUCUAAAACUUACAGUAACCGGUACCAUGUGCGAGAGCUCCGACUGUAACAGUAACGGCAUCUGCGUGGGCACGAAGUCGGCGAAAAGCUGCAUCUGCGCCCCCGGCUUCUAUGGUCAACGUUGCGAGCAGCGAUUUGGUACGUCUUGGUAGACUGGCCAAGUCUCCUGCUAAUCAAUCGGAGGAUCAAAGUUCGAUCCUUUCAGGUAUCCUACCUGGUACCGAAGGGCUGUUCUGCGAGACGAAGGACUGUUCUGGAAACGGUCUUUGUUUCGGAAACAAGCUCUUGCCUACCUGCCUAUGCGCUCCCGGCUUCCUCGGUCUUCGGUGUGAAAUAGGUACAGUAGCCUGGGUACUGUAUUCUUCAAAAAUACUUUCAGAACCGCUGUGCACUCGGGAGUUCCAAUGUUCGGGCCACGGGUUUUGCGUCGGUUCGAUCAAAUCGUUCUCCUGCGUUUGCGACAUCGGAUGGACCGGUGUCACUUGUGCGCAGAACACUCUUCUCGGUUGA